This is a messenger RNA of Electrophorus electricus (electric eel), 1623 nucleotides long. RefSeq names its product protein FAM43A-like. NCBI's taxonomy places the organism in Eukaryota, Metazoa, Chordata, Actinopteri, Gymnotiformes, Gymnotidae. The record is from RefSeq and is a predicted model, not a curated record.
GUUUUUCUUCAGAACUCUGGUUGUCACUGGGAAAAACUACUUUCAUGCCCAGCCUAACGCGCUCCUUUAUUCUGACUGCAUUCCAGUCCCGAGGGUUUCGCUUUAGGCUAUUUAAGAGCCCCGGAGAACACUGUUCCCAGGUCAGCGCUAAAUAACUGGCUUCCACCCUGCUUCUCCCCCUCGCGCGCGCCUGCUCGUGUCGCCUCCCUCCUUCGCUCCUGUGGGCUGGAUCAGUCCUCCGCGAGCUUAUCAGCAGCUGCACUUUCACAGGAGCUUCGUAUUUACAGGUUGUACAAGGUGUGUAAGGCGCAGUUGACCCGAAUAGCCACAGCAGCUGCUGACCAGUUGGAUGAGAGGCUGACGGACCAGGCUGCAUCAGAAAUGCCCCACGCGAUGGCAAUCAAAGGCGAGCACGCUGAAGGCAAGUGUCCGAAACCUUGGACUGGACUGGCGCUGACCUCCUUCGCCAAGUCGCACCCGGAGAACGCGCUGAACCGUCUCGGAGGAAUGUUCCGGUGGAAAAAGAAGACGUUAAACAUCUCCAGUGAUGACCCUACGUAUAGCGUUAUUUACCUGGGCAAUUCCACAACCAUCCAAGCGAAAGGAGAAGGCUGCACCGAUGUCGCCAUCCGCAAAAUAUGGAACAAAAGCGAGAUGGGGAGAAACGGUACGAAAAUGCGCCUCACCAUCAGCUCGCACGGGAUACGGAUGGUGCACGUGAAUGAAAAGGCGAAGAAGCCGGGACAUCUGUACUUGCUGCAUCGAGUUACAUACUGCGUCGCAGACCCGAGACUUCCCAAGAUAUUUGCGUGGAUCUACAGACAUGAGAUCAAGCACAAAGCAGUACUGCUGAGGUGUCACGCCGUGUUGGUCUCCAAACCCGAAAAGGCGAAAGCGAUGGCGCUGCUCUUGUACCAAACCUCAAAGACCUCGCUGGCCGAAUUCCAGAGACUAAAACGCCGGGAAGACGCAAGGCACCAGCAGCAGUUUCUCACCGGGGAGAGGACCGUUCCGCUCCUCCCCAUGAGGAAACUCAUGAACGGACAGUGCCUGUACAAACCUUCCGUGGAGCGCAGCCGCAGCGCUCCAAAACUCUGCUCCAUCACCGAAGACUCGGUCGGCGAAGAGGAGGAAGAACGGACCAUGUUGUUCGACGAAUACCUGGACAGGGAGUGUUUCGACGAGAGUAAAGACGAACUGAGUCUAAUCAUCAGUGAUCUCGGGGAGCUCUGCAUCGGUAACGACGUAAAGUCACUGAAGGCCGACAUGCAGGUGACGCGGCUGCUUUCUGGCGAGAGCACGGGCAGCGAGUCGUCCAUCGACAGCAGCGGAGAGUUUAGUUCUGGCACCGAUUCUGACGAAGGAGCAGAAGACAAACCCGCGGAAACAAGAUGACGGAGAACUGAAUUGAAUUUCAUUUUUCAGCAAUUGUAUCGUUUAUUCUUUCUUAUUUUAUUUGCUGUGGCGCGUAGAUGUAUUGUUGUUUUUUUAAAUAUAUUUUCUAGGGGUUUUUCCACAUUAUCCAUAUUACUGUAGUUGAACUGGUAGGCUAUACACCUGGUAUACAACUGGUAGUCGCAUUAGUAGCAUUAAUACAUAUAUUUGCUAUGCAAAAAUUACAAA